Bemisia tabaci is the source of this 1002-nucleotide messenger RNA. NCBI's taxonomy places the organism in Eukaryota, Metazoa, Arthropoda, Insecta, Hemiptera, Aleyrodidae. The record is from RefSeq and is a predicted model, not a curated record.
GUUUAAAGUCAAUGUUCAGUAUUAGUGCAUAUUUUAUUUUAUUGGGACAUGGUUCUGCAAUGUUGAUACUUUCAUUUGGGGCUCUUCUAUUUUUUGCGGAGCCCAGUGUCUUAGCAUUUGAGGAGCACACCACAAUGAAUAUUGAACGGUUCCAGCCGCCUGGUCCCAAUGAAUCGAUGGUUUUGAACAUGUCUUUUGCCCAAAUUAAGGAGAAACUGCAAAAAUUUAGGGUUUUACCGGACCUCAUAAACGAGCCCCCAAAAUUGUCGAUAAUGGUACAAUGGGUAGAAGGUCACUUUGCUGAACUUGGAAAUUUGAUUCCAGUUGAUGUAGCUGAUUGCCCUCCGUAUUUGAUAGAUUAUAAGAGCAAUAAAACGGAAUGGUUUACCCUUAUCAUGGCAGGUCUCGACGAACCUUCUCGCGAAGAACCAUCUCUGCGGGAAUAUUUGCACUGGCUGAUUGUCAACAUACCGGGAAAUAGAUUUUAUGAUGGAACUGAACUUUAUAAGUACAAAGGUCCAAAUCCUGCUAAAGGCACAGGCAUGCAUCGACACGGAAUUGUUGUUUAUAAGCAACCCAGAGAGCUGAUAUUCGAUGAAAAAUCUAUCAAGUCUCCGUAUUUUGACGAUCCACGAGCAAAUUUUUCAAGCUACCAGUUCGCUGAGAAGUAUCAAUUGGGCGAGCCCGUCGCAGUGAAUUUUUUUCAAACCGAAUGGACGCCUAUACCCACAUUACCGUCCUCCUUUGAUCUCGACAAAGAGGAACAAAGCUAUAUUUAAGUGAGGUGAUCACGUAAUUUACUUUUUCAAUUGUCUAAAAUCAUACCAUUAACAUUAGUCAUUUUAAGAUUGACAUGAACUGAUAAUUUAUUCUUUUAAAUUAACUUUGCAUGUUGCCCUUUUUUAUGUGAGCUAAUAAAAAGACAUUUUUUAGAAUUUAUAUCAAAUAUUAUCAUUGUAGAAUUGUACGUUUAUAAAUACACAUGAAUCCGAUAGAUGCGUG